Rosa rugosa (rugosa rose) is the source of this 1604-nucleotide messenger RNA. RefSeq names its product CBL-interacting serine/threonine-protein kinase 4. The record is from RefSeq and is a predicted model, not a curated record. Lineage: Eukaryota; Viridiplantae; Streptophyta; Magnoliopsida; Rosales; Rosaceae. The coding region runs from base 50 to 1342 and encodes 430 amino acids. The transcript has a single exon. Gene Ontology annotation, molecular function: ATP binding; protein kinase activity. Gene Ontology annotation, biological process: protein phosphorylation; signal transduction.
CGUUCUACACUCUCUGUGUUACUCCGCGCCUACUUUCCCCAACCCAGCCAUGGGCCGUGGGCCCCCACCACCCCCCUCCGCCGCCUUCACCACCACCACCCUUCUCGGCAAGUACCAACUGGGCCGGCUGCUGGGCCGGGGCAGCUUCGCCAAGGUCUGCAAGGCCCAGUCCUUAGCCGACGAAACCCCCGUCGCCAUUAAAAUCAUCGACAAGCUCAAAGCCGACGCAAAUAUGGAGCCUCUGAUACUCCGGGAGAUCUCCGCCAUGCGCCGCCUCCAGGACCACCCUAACAUCCUCAAAAUCCACGAGGUCAUGGCCACAAAAUCCAAGAUCUACAUCGUCGUCGAGCUCGCCACCGGCGGCGAGCUCUUCGCCAAGAUCUCACGCCACGGCAAGUUGCCGGAAUCCCUCGCCCGCCGCUACUUCCAGCAGCUCGUCUCCGCCCUCCGCUUCUGCCACGAAAACGGCGUCUCUCACCGCGACGUGAAGCCACAGAACCUCCUCCUCGACGGCAACGGAAACCUCAAGGUCUCCGAUUUCGGACUCUCCGCCCUGCCGGAGCAGCUCAAAAACGGCCUCCUCCACACGGCCUGCGGGACGCCGGCGUACACGGCUCCGGAGGUUCUGUACCGGGUCGGGUACGACGGAUCCAAGGCCGACGCGUGGUCCUGCGGCGUAAUCCUCUUCGUUCUCCUCGCCGGACACUUGCCGUUCGACGACAGCAAUCUGGUGGCGAUGCAUAAGAAGAUUCAGCGCCGGGAUUACAUUAUCCCGGCGACGAUUUCGAAGCCGGCGCGGCGGAUCAUAUACCAGCUGCUCGACCCGAACCCGAACACGAGGCUGAGCAUAGAGGCCGUCAUGGAAAAGGCGUGGUUCCAAAAGGCGAUAGAUUUGAAGUUACUUUCCGAUAGCUGCGAUAUAAUCGAGGCGGAGAAACCAAAAUGCGACGUCGUUUCGGGGAUGAAUGCGUUCGAUAUAAUCUCCAUGUCGUCGGGGCUGGAUUUGUCGGGGCUUUUUGAGGCGGAGGACAGGAGCGAGAGGCGGUUCACGGCGAAUGUGGCGGCGGAGAAGGUGGCGGAGAAGGUGGGGGAGGUUGGGGAGAGGCUGGGGUACAAAGCGGAGAGAGGGAAGGGUGGGAUGAGCGUUGGGUUGGGGAAAGGGGGGACAGGGAAAGGACGACGUGUCGUUUUGACGGUGGAAAUGAUGGAGGUGGCGGAGGGUUUGGUUUUAGGGGAAGUGAAGAUGGUGGAGGGUGGAGUUGAGUUUCCGGAGCUGCUUUGGGAGGACUUGAAAACUGGGUUAGGGGACGUUGUGGUGUCAUGGCAAAACGGUGGCGUUUAAGUGAUCUGUUGUUUGUGUACAUAUGGUCUGGACCUGAUUGUCAUGAGAUGAAAACUAUGAACAUGAACAUGGACAUGGAGUCUUGUUGUACACGAAGAAGAAGAAAGACUUAAUAACUCUUGGAUUUGUGGAAGCUUAAUGAGUGGUGUAUUAGAUUAGUUUGGUUUAGGAUUUUGGUUCCUUGAUCUUGUACAUCGGAUUGGUUCAGAUGUUGCUUGGUGGUAUUAGUAGUUGAUAAAUCAAAAUUUAGUUUCAUUCUUCA